AAUCGAUUUGCAUGGAUGGAAGGAAAAGAAAGGAAACCGAAAAGGGAAACGCUCCCAGCAGAGGAUCUUCUGAGGAAAAUCCAAGAGCUAGAGGCGGGACAUGAACAUCUCAAGCAAGAAAUAUCGAGGGUAAAACACCCCGGCGCUGGUCAGUCAAUUCCCUACUCAACUCGUCGGACAUACCACUGCGCUUCCCCUCAACGGCCGCAGUUCUCCGGGAACGCGGCGGCUUAUAACAGAUGUAUCGGUUCUUAUCGACAUCCCUUGCGAAUAGAGAGCGGAGGCUAUGACUCCACAAAUGGCGGAGGCGGUGGAGGAGGAAAAACCAGGAAUUCACGGCCAGCUGCUCAUAAUCUCACUAACAGUCAUUAUUUAAACAUCUUACAGUCUAUGGGACAAUCUGUUUAUAUAUAUGAGCCUAAUGGCCGAAUAAUUUAUUGGAACCGACAUGCUGAAAUACUUCAUGGUUAUUCAGUAGCAGAGGCUUUAGGAAAAGAUAUCCUUGAGCUUAUUGUUGCUCCUAGGGAAUUAGCUAUUGCAUAUAAUAUAGUUAAUCGGGUUUCAAUUGGGGAGAGUUGGACUGGGCUAUUUCCGAUUAAGAAUAAAUCGGGAGAGAUGAUUUCUGUAGUUGCAACCGUUUCUCCUUUCUAUGAUGAUAAUGGUUCUUUAAUUGGAAUCACUUCAGUGUCCUGUGAUUCACGGCCUUUUCGAGAGAUGCUGAUUUCGUUUUCAACUGAAAGGCAACCAGAAGCAGAUUCUUCAGUCUUUAGCCGGUCUAAAAAUGCUGUAUCGGUUAAACUUGGUCUUGAUCCGCAGCAGCCUCUGCAAACUGCAAUUGCAUCAAAGAUAUCAAAAUUGGCGUCCAAGGUGAGCAACAGGGUGAAGUCCAGAAUUUGGACAGUUGAGAACUGUGUAGAUCAUUCUGAUCAUAAAGAAGAUACACCUUGCAAUGGGGCCCGUACACCAAGGGGAGAGACACAGUCAACUGCCUUUGGUGUAUUUAAUCCUUUAAAUGUUGAGUCCACAGUACAAAUCUCUAGAGAUUGUGGCGAUGAGACUGAAGGAAAACCUGCAAGCAAAAAGUUUAUUAACUUAAUGGCUAAGAAAGGGAUAUCUUGGCCUUGGAAAGGGAAAGAUCGAGAAGAAUCAGAGGCUAAGAUUGCACGUUUUGUAUGGCCUUGGGCAGUUGAUGAUCAAGAGAAUGAAGCAUUCAAGCCAAAGAGCCCUUUUUUGGGUUUAAAAUAUGAAGACCAUAGUGAUGAAUGUAAAAGACCUGUCAAUAGUGAGGCAUCAGGUUACUCGUCAUCUUCUGCUAAUGUUAAAAGUACGAGCAGUUCCAGCCGCUCUGGGAGUACCGGCAGUAGUCCUGGUAAUAGAGUUGACUUGGACACUGAUUGUGUAGAUUACGGAAUCUUGUGGGAAGAGUUGAUGAUCAAAGAGCAAAUUGGGCAAGGUUGUUGUGGAACGGUCUACCAUGGUCUGUGGUAUGGAUCAGUAUGUUCUCCUGCUCCUUUCUCUGCCUUAAUUUUUAAUAAGAUGAACACAUUAUGGAUGAAUCUAAGUUCAAAUUUCAGUGAUGUUGCUAUCAAGAUAUUCCCGAACCUGGAAUAUUCAGAUGAUGUCAUAAUUUCCUUUAAACAGGAGGUUUCUCUGAUGAAAAGACUGCGGCAUCCAAAUGUUCUGCUGUUCAUGGGAGCCGUCACUUCUCCUGAACGUCUCUGCAUUGUCACUGAAUUCCUUUCACGGGGGAGUUUGUUUCGCUUGCUACAGAAGAAUGCUGCAAAAUUAGAGGGGAGACGGUGUGUCCAUAUGGCUUUGGAUAUUGCACGAGGCAUGAAUUAUCUUCAUCAUUACAAUCCGCCUAUCGUUCAUCGUGAUUUGAAGUCUUCAAAUCUCCUAGUUGAUAAGAAUUGGACUGUGAAGGUUGGUGAUUUUGGUUUGUCACGUCUCAAGCAUGCAACAUAUCUCUCUUCAAUGUCCGGGAAAGGAACGCCUCAAUGGAUGGCACCGGAGGUUCUUCGUAAUGAACCCUCAAAUGAGAAGUCCGAUGUUUAUAGUUUUGGAGUCGUAUUAUGGGAACUCGCUACUGGGAAGAUACCUUGGGAUGGUCUCAACUCAAUGCAGGUGAUUGCAAUUGUCGGGUUCAUGAACCAACGGCUUGAGAUCCCAAAAGAAUUAGAUCCACGGUGGGCUUCCAUAAUUGAGAGUUGCUGGCUCAGUGGGCAUUUGAGGUUUGAUGCAUGGAACUGUAACUUCUUGAAAACCAGUGAUCCGAAGAGUCGGCCAACUUUCCGGGAACUACUAGACAAGCUUAGAGAUCUUCAGAGACAAGGCACUAACCAAUUUCAGCAAGCUCGUUACUCGUCUGGGGGUGACUCUCAAAAGGGAUCAUGAAUCAAAUGCCUGCUUUUGGUCUAUUUCUUUCUUCUCGGCAAAAAGCUGUUGAUUGCUCAGAAGCCUGGGCAGUUUUCCUCCAAGGUUUACUCUCGUUGCUGUUCGGUCAACGGUUAAUGCAAAACUGCAACUUAGAUUUACGACAAUGGUUGGACAAAGAAAUUCAAAAAGGAGAUAGUAGUUGGCACCAUUCGAGCAGCCCUGAGUUUCGUAUUGAUUAGUUGAGUGAUGUUGGUAGUUCUUUUCGUGUCAGCCUGGAAAUUCUUAUGUUAUUCAGAUUCACAGGGAAUAUCGAAACAGGUAUCUUUUUCCAUAUAUAUUUUCAGAAUCAUAUUCUUCUGUAUCGAGCACAGGCGUUAAAUAUGAAUACUUUGCGAACCGAAGAGUACGGAAAAUGGGAAAACUUGAAACAUACAAGAUGUCUAGGCUUUGAAUC
Molecule: messenger RNA, 2830 nt
Organism: Hibiscus syriacus
Lineage: Eukaryota; Viridiplantae; Streptophyta; Magnoliopsida; Malvales; Malvaceae
Product: serine/threonine-protein kinase pakF-like
Exons: 13
Coding region: 16-2394 (792 amino acids)
Biological process (GO): regulation of DNA-templated transcription; protein phosphorylation
Molecular function (GO): ATP binding; protein kinase activity
Source: RefSeq, a predicted model, not a curated record